Molecule: messenger RNA, 1730 nt
Organism: Triticum dicoccoides
Lineage: Eukaryota; Viridiplantae; Streptophyta; Magnoliopsida; Poales; Poaceae
Product: transcription factor JUNGBRUNNEN 1-like
Exons: 3
Coding region: 1-1134 (377 amino acids)
Biological process (GO): regulation of DNA-templated transcription
Molecular function (GO): DNA binding
Source: RefSeq, a predicted model, not a curated record
AUGAUGGUGGGCAAGGCGGAGAUGAGCGCCAUGGAGAUGGAGAAGGUGAUGAGCGACGGAGAGGUGGUGCUCGGCGGCGCCGGCGAGGAGGAGGACGACGUGGUGCUGCCGGGGUACCGGUUCCACCCCACCGACGAGGAGCUCGUCACCUUCUACCUCCGGCGCAAGGUGGCCAAGAAGUCGCUCCGCAUCGAGGUCAUCCGGGAGAUGGACAUCUACAAGCAUGACCCAUGGGAUCUCCCCAAGGCGAGCACGGUUGGUGGGGAGAAAGAGUGGUACUUCUUCUGCCUCAGAGGAAGGAAGUACCGGAACAGCAUCCGGCCCAACCGGGUGACCGGCUCCGGCUUCUGGAAGGCCACCGGCAUCGACCGGCCCAUCUACUCUGCCACCAGCGGCGGCUCGGGCUCGGGCUCCGGCGUGUCGAUCGGGCUGAAGAAGUCGCUCGUCUACUACCGUGGCAGCGCUGGCAAGGGCACCAAGACCGACUGGAUGAUGCACGAGUUCCGCCUCCCGCCGGCCGCCGCGGCGGCCACCAACGCCUCCCCGAGCAUGCAGGAAGCCGAGGUGUGGACCAUCUGCAGGAUCUUCAGGAGGACCAUCACCUACCGGAAGCAGCAGACGUGGAGGCCGGCACCGGCGCCAUCCACCACCAUCACCGCGGCCGACUCGAGCUCCAACACGGGGAGCUUCGAGUCGUCGGAGGGCGGCGACGAGUACAUGAACUGCCUGCAGGCUCCAGCAGCCGCCGCUCCAUACAUCUCCCAGCACCAGCACCCGCAGCAGUACGUCAGUCAGACGGGCACGGUGGACAGCGGCAAUUUCUUCUACAGGGAUACCAUGCACAACCAACAGUUCCAGGAGCAAUGGAACUCUCCGCCUGCCGCGCCGGAGCCGGAGCAGAAACCACUGAACCCAUUAUCGGCGGCCGACUCCUUCCACCAGAAUGAACAUAACCUCACCGUCGCCCCCAACGAUUUCCACAAGGUCGAGGCCCUCGACGGGUAUUUGGAGGAGAUCGCGAGGAUGAUGGAGGUGACUGAUCCGGCAGGGUUUUACGACUACAGAUCAUACGGUUCAUCAGCAGGAAACAGAGGGCCGAGCUUCGUGCGCACCCUCCACUCUUCGGCCCCGUAGGCUCCCGCGAGUUCACCGACGGUCCGGUCCGGCCCCCUCGCUCGCCUCCGUCGCCGGCGGCUUCGGUAACACCAUGGUUCGCCCUCCUUACCACACCGGCCGUUCUCUCGCGUCGUUCUACAGAAGUUCAGUAUCGAUGAUCUUCAGGGAAGCUGAAAGGUGGCGGGACAGCGACAGUGUGGAAGCUUCCUGCCGAUCCGUCUGCCCAAUUCGGGACGUGGUUUACUGUUCCGACGUCGACCGGGUAGUACUUGGCUGCUACCCUCUGGUGCCUAGUGGGUUAGUUGAGUCGGUACAUCGGAAGGUCUUGAAGUGGGGUCCCGGCGGCGAGUGUGGUCUCGGGUGGUCCGGUGAGCAGCAGCAGUCACUCACUGCGGCUGCCGUAAUCCCCUGCAUGCGCCGCCCUGGUCCAGGCGAACAGUAUACAAGACACCGAUGGCAGUCUUGCCGGGCUAGGCUCAUGUAUCUGACAUGAAUUGAGGAACUUGUGGUUGAACUAAAUGAUUUGAUUGGGUCCAUCUUGUCCUUGUGAACAUGUAUCUUUGAUAGUGUCACCGAAAUCCUAAUCCUGUGUGCAAUUGAAAUGAUGUUGGAUA